This is a messenger RNA of Myxozyma melibiosi, 912 nucleotides long. Its product is annotated as ribosomal protein S5 domain 2-type protein. Gene Ontology annotation, biological process: rRNA catabolic process; poly(A)-dependent snoRNA 3'-end processing; U4 snRNA 3'-end processing. The transcript has 4 exons. The record is from RefSeq and is a predicted model, not a curated record. Gene Ontology annotation, cellular component: nuclear exosome (RNase complex); cytoplasmic exosome (RNase complex); nucleolus. Lineage: Eukaryota; Fungi; Ascomycota; Lipomycetes; Lipomycetales; Lipomycetaceae. The coding region runs from base 108 to 869 and encodes 253 amino acids.
CUGUUUAAGCUUUAAAGGUUGGGAUGCUCGUUUGUUAAGAGAUCAAAACUUGGACGAGGAAUUUUCACAUAGAUUUCUACCGUUCUGGUUAUACCGCUGAAAAAAACAUGUCACGACCAGAGAUAUAUUCGCCAGAAGGUCUGCGGAUAGACGGACGAAGAUGGAACGAAGUACGGCAUGUUAGAUGCGCAAUCAACACACAUCAAGCCUCGUCAGACGGCUCUUCGAUAAUCGAGCAGGGCAACACCAAAGUGAUUUGCAACGUCGUCGGACCCGGCGAGCCCACAGGCGGCGGCGUCGGUGGCAGCGGAGGCAACCAGAGAGCAAAGGACGACAACCGCGUGAUUUUGACGGUGAAAGCGGUCGUGGCGCCGUUCAGCACUAUCGACCGACGGAAACGAUCUGGAAACGACAACAGGGUUCAGGAGAUGUGUCUUACGAUCCAGCAUAUUUUCGAAGAGGCAGUUAUGGGACAUUUGCAACCGCGGUCGCAGAUUGAAAUUAGCUUGUAUGUGCUGUCGCAGGACGGUGGGAUGCUGCAAGCAUGUAUCAAUGCGGUAUCGCUUGCUCUCGUCGACGCAGGAAUCCCGAUGUACGAUUACGUGUGCGCUUGUACGGCGGGAAUGUAUGAUAAAGAGGUGCUACUGGAUCUAAACAGACUAGAAGAAAACGACAUGCCGUUCCUAACAAUGGCGACCCUAGGGGCUACGCGCAAAGUAGCGCUGAUGCAGCUGGAAACCCGCGUUGGGAUCGACAGGCUGGAGCCGAUGAUGGCGGCAGCUAUGUCGGGAUGCCAUCAUUUGCGAGACGUGAUGGAUGCAGAGGUGCGCAAGCAUGGCAAGAGUCGGUUGGCGCGGACCGGCGUGUAGAGUACAAUAGCAAUCGAUAAUAUAUGAACAAAUAAAGAUCACU